Piliocolobus tephrosceles (Ugandan red Colobus) is the source of this 3786-nucleotide messenger RNA. It is a transcript of the gene DCTN5, whose product is annotated as dynactin subunit 5. The coding region runs from base 831 to 1379 and encodes 182 amino acids. NCBI's taxonomy places the organism in Eukaryota, Metazoa, Chordata, Mammalia, Primates, Cercopithecidae. The transcript has 6 exons. Gene Ontology annotation, cellular component: dynactin complex. The record is from RefSeq and is a predicted model, not a curated record.
GGGAUACGCCCCUCCUCCACCACACACACUAACACACGAAAGGACCUGGAAGUACCAGACUUAAAAGAUUUACUUGAGGAGGUCCGGCGGGAGAAGUGAAGAUUGAGGGUGUGGGACGGCGGAGGAGCAACGGUGUCGAUACACCCUUAUCUAUAAAGUGUUACACAUUGUAUCAAUGCACUGUUACUGUAAUGAGAUUUGUUCUUGAAACGCCACCACGUGAGCACCACGCUAUUUCCACAUUUUCAUUUUUUGUGCCCCCUCAGCCCCAAGCGGGGGGGGGGGGGCGUCCGACGAUACUGCUGCUCCCGGACUGCCGAGGACACAGUGUUAGACCUAAAACCCUGGGAAAGCGAGGUCAGAGUCCUGCAUCCGCCCUUCCCGCAACCCGUGGUACCUUUUCCUUCUCCUCACAGCUGAGGGGCUUCCCGGGAGGCUCUUCCAUCGGGCAGGCGACAGAACGAAAAGAGCAGCCGUCGCCGACCCCAGGCCCGCCGACACCGGGACCCAGUUGGCCCUGGGCCGGGGAGGCGCCCCAAGAAAGAAUGGGGAGCCCGGGAUCGCACCCUCAGCGCGCGAUCAGCUGACCCACGCGGGCCAGGCGCGCCCUAAUCUCCGGCCAAUUAAAUCCAAAGUUCGGCCUGCGCACGCGCAGCCAGAGUCGGCCGAGCAGUGGAGCGAGGCCGCCUAAAGGAGAACCGAGCUGUCGAUGAGUCCCUGUGGACCACCUAGAGCGGAAGUGGAGGAGCGGCCGGAAGUAGCCGGAAUCUCAGAAAGACUGACCGACAGACUCUGACAGGAUCCGGGACUGAGGGAAAGAGGCGGCGGCCAUGGAGUUGGGCGAGCUGCUCUACAACAAGUCCGAGUACAUCGAGACGGCAUCUGGAAACAAAGUCAGUCGCCAGUCAGUGUUGUGUGGAAGCCAGAACAUCGUUCUCAAUGGCAAGACCAUUGUGAUGAAUGACUGUAUUAUCCGAGGGGAUCUGGCAAACGUAAGAGUUGGACGUCAUUGUGUUGUGAAAAGUCGUAGUGUCAUAAGGCCACCAUUCAAGAAAUUCAGCAAAGGUGUUGCAUUCUUUCCUUUACAUAUUGGGGACCAUGUCUUUAUUGAGGAAGAUUGUGUGGUCAACGCAGCUCAGAUUGGUUCCUACGUUCAUGUUGGGAAGAACUGUGUGAUUGGGCGCCGAUGUGUGUUGAAAGAUUGCUGCAAAAUUCUUGACAACACGGUAUUACCUCCAGAAACUGUGGUCCCACCAUUCACUGUCUUCUCAGGCUGCCCAGGACUCUUCUCAGGAGAGCUCCCGGAGUGCACUCAGGAGCUGAUGAUUGACGUCACCAAGAGCUACUACCAGAAGUUUUUGCCCCUGACACAAGUCUAGCAAAUCUCUGCCUCAUGUCUUGAAUCUGCUUGAGCUCUAAGAUGAACGUGAGGACAAAGUGAGCCAGUCAGCACCUAGAAAAAACUCUCUUGUCUUUGACAUCUACCACCCUCCUCCUUUUAAAAAAUUUCUUUAGAAUUUCUCAAUCCUCAAGGCUCUAAGCUCUUAAGAAAUUACUAACAGACAGACCAUCUGGAGGAGUUGUCUUCAAAUGCUGUGCUUACACGUUAUCUGUGAACAGUCACUUUGUACCAUUAUCUGUGGAACACAGAAUCAUCUGUUCCCAACGCUCCAGCCCCUUGGUCCUGUGGAUGGCUGGAACCUGCCUGAAACGGACCUGCAGAGCAGCAGCACCCUUCCGGUGUGGAGGCUAUGUAGCUGGUGUGCUGCUCAUGGCCAUACACUACCCAUGCUGAGAGCCUCUCACACAGGUAAUGCCCAGCUUUUCUGCUGCUAACACAUUUGGCCAGUUGUUGGCAAUUGUUCAUAAUCCUGGGAAAGGUGUUUGUGACUUUUCAGAGCCCAGAUUCCUGUUGGCUCUCAAAACUUGAGGGGAGGGGUGAUUAGUGUUUCUCUCUUUCUGUCCCAAAAUGACCUUAGCUGUCCUAGGGUAGUUAGUAAAAGACUUUUUAGCAUUUUGACCUGGGGCCGUUGGCUUUCACUAAAAGUGGGGACCUCAGCAUCCCAGAUUGUAAUUUUGCCAAGUGUUAGAUUUGAGUCUCUCAUGUGGAUGCAUUAGUCAGGCAGUUACUCCUUGCCUCAAGGUACUUACCUUAUUUCAUCGAAGACACCGCAUUUGUGAACUCUUGCUCCCUGACCUAGAACCAUUCAACCUACCCUGUAUUUGCCAUAAACUCCACAAUUCACACCAAAAUGUCUGUACUCAGAGUCCAUUUGCAUAUAUACAUGAAGGGCUCGUAAAAUCAGUUUGUGGGCACAGAGCCCCAGGAGUAAAUGAAGUUGCUAGGGCUGUUCUUACCAUCUCCUUCUGACCAGAUAGCACAAUCUUUCCUGGUUCUGCUCUGACCUGUUAGCUUGGAAAGAAGAUUUAGAAGUUAGGGGCUAAGCAGGUUGUCCUUGCUUAAUGCUCUGAUCCGUAAGUGAAUAGGGCUGAACAGUUCAGCCUUGAAGGUUAGAAUUUAGCAAGAACUAUCCUGACUUAAUAUCCAGUUGUGGGGGUUGCAAAACAGAACAGCUGUAUGUAAUCAUUGCCACUAGUCCCAUCUAGAACUCCUUUCUAGUUUGUCAUUUUUUAAAUGUUUAAACCACCAAAAUAAAUAGCUUCUCCGUGCAUUUAGGGCCAUGACAGCUGACAGCUCCAGACCUGCAUCCUCCCAGCUUGGGGCCCUGAAUGAAAGGUUUCUUCCCUUCCAGUUCUAAUUUGGAAACUCCCAAAGUUCUCAAUGGUUUGUUGUGAGUUCCAUGUCCUCUUGGGUCAGUUACUAUGGCCAUGCGUGUUUAGUCACAUGAUUAAUCCAGUCUGGGUCAUGACCUUUUCUUCAUCCAAAACAAAAUGGUGGGAAGACGAAAACAAUAGCUACUACAAACAAUAGGAGUUUAUAAUUAUGUGCUGAUGUAUUCGAAGAUGUGUUGACAGUAGUGAGUGUGUAUCCUAGGAAAGGCGAGCUGGACUCUGUCUCCAUGGUGGCUCUCACCCCAGGGACCUAGGAACAACCUGUCACCACAUAAUUACUUUUAUAACCCUAGAGAAGAAAAUCUCCUUAUCCUUAGAAUACUUCCAGAACAGCCAGAUGGGAAGGACCUUGGCUGGGACUCUUUCCAGUUCACUUGGGGCAGAGGGAAUUUAUGGCUCAUAUAGCUGAAAAAGAUGGGCUAGAUUGGGCUUCAGGCUGCAUCCCAGGACUCCAAACUGGGAUCUGUCUCUUUGGCUCUCAGCUCUGCUUUCAUUUCAGUUGGCUUUAUUCUCGGGCUUCACAGUGUGGCCCCACAGCACCAGUUUUUGAUAAAAAGAGCUCCCCUUUGCUGACAGAACUGCUGGAUUUGGUUCUCAUUGGUCCAGACGAGGAAGGUAUCCAGCCUCAAGUCAUCAUUGUAGCCAGGAAGAUGGAAUACACUGAAUGGACAGGCCUGGCAUGUACCCACAGAGACUGAGAGUUGGUGUUGGUGGUUGUGGCAGAUGAUAUUACCUGAAGAAGGGAUGAAUGGGUGCUGGGCAGGAAAAAGCAUCAGCUGUCCAGUUCAGGCCUCUCCUCUUUCCCUGGUGUCUUCAUUUUCCUCCCUCUCCCUGCUGUCCCUUAACCCUCUGCCCAGUCUCUCAUUACUCCUGGUCUUGGGAGGUGCCUUCUGAGGAUACUCCACUGGGGGUACCUGAGCCUGGAUUAGAGGGCAGGGGGAGAAUACUGCCUAGCCAAAGUGGGUGUUCAAUAAAGAACCAUUUGGAGAUGGU